Molecule: messenger RNA, 975 nt
Organism: Frankliniella occidentalis (western flower thrips)
Lineage: Eukaryota; Metazoa; Arthropoda; Insecta; Thysanoptera; Thripidae
Source: RefSeq, a predicted model, not a curated record
AACAAAAGAAAGGAUGUUCAAUCUGAAGCAACUCCAGUCAAGAAAAUGAAAAAGGCAACUCCGAAGCCGAAAGAGGAGCCGUUCCUUUUUGAGAAGCCAAAAGUCGACUUUCAGCGUCGAAAUUGGAGCCAGGACAGGGUCUGGUGGCCUGCCACGCCAAAAGAGGUGUACUGGGGCGUAAAGUGUUCUCAGGCGACACGGCAGGCCCCUAAAAACGUAAAACGUUGCCCAUACUGCUACUAUAUAACAGUGUCCAGGGCUGACCUGGUCUCCCACCUACGGGAUCGCCAUGUCGAAGAACUUGACAAAGACCUUCCUAUUGGCGCAAUGAGGCGAGCAACUAAUCUAUUCGCCGAGGGGCUAAGAGUUGUGUCCCACGACAGGGUGUGGAAGCACUUUCUCCCCCUGGUGACCAGGAAGAACGAAAGUGAUCUUAAGCGCGCGAUGAGGUGUGCCCUCGCGGAGGUGUUGGCGUUCACAGGGGAGGAGAGGGGCCCGCCCUACGGUGGCGAGCGGGAGGCCAGGGAAAUGAUGAGUGCGCUGCAGGUCCAGGAGAGCGACGAGGAGGGUGAAGAUGACGAUGGCGAGAGCGGCGACAGCGAUGACGAGGAGGUCGAAGAUGAGGAGGAGGAGGAAGAGGAGGAAGAGGAGGCGAAAGAAGAUGUCAAGAUGGAUGAGGGAAAAUACAAGAGGAAGGCCCCCGCCGACGACAGCGACGAGUCAGAUUCCGAGCCUGAAGAAAAGCCCCCGACCGUUCCGAACCAGUCCUCAUCAGAUGACAGCAGCCCCAAGGAGACUCCAACCAAGAAAGUGUCAGAAUCUGAGACAGACUCUUCUGAAAGCCCUACUCUUCCUGCAAAGUCCUGAAAACAUGAAUUGAUUAAAUUCCCUGUGUUGCAUAUAUACGAAAAGUUCCAAUCUCUGAUAAUCAUCAUUGUAUAUAAUCCAUGAAUCAAUAAAUGGCUCCAAAAUAUA